Molecule: messenger RNA, 2745 nt
Organism: Hyaena hyaena (striped hyena)
Lineage: Eukaryota; Metazoa; Chordata; Mammalia; Carnivora; Hyaenidae
Gene: PPP4R4
Product: protein phosphatase 4 regulatory subunit 4
Exons: 25
Coding region: 1-2625 (874 amino acids)
Cellular component (GO): protein serine/threonine phosphatase complex; cytosol
Molecular function (GO): protein phosphatase regulator activity
Source: RefSeq, a predicted model, not a curated record
AUGCAUCCGCCGCCGCCCGCCGCCGACGCGAUGGAUUUCAGUCAGAACAGCCUGUUCGGCUACAUGGAGGACCUGCAGGAGCUCACCAUCAUCGAGAGGCCGGUCCGCCGGAGCCUCAAGACACCAGAAGAAAUAGAAAGGUUGACAGUCGAUGAAGACCUCAGUGAUAUUGAAAGGGCUGUUUAUCUGCUCAGUGCUGGUCAAGAUAUCCAAGGAACAAGUGUGAUUGCAAAUCUUCCGUUUUUGAUGCGACAGAAUCCUGCUGAGACGCUUCGGAGAGUCUUGCCGAAAGUUAGAGAAGUCCUGCAUGUCUCAGGGGUGGAGAUGCAGUUAACGGCUGCGGUGUCGUUCCUGACCAUUCUACAGGAAGAGUCCGUGUCAAUUCAUACAUAUGCUCACUCCUUCCUCCAAGUCAUUCUGCUACAUCUGGAGCACAGGGACGCAGGAGUCAGCAAUGCAUGGCUGGAAACUCUUCUGUCUGUAAUAGAAGUAUUGCCCAAAGAAACCCUAAGACAUGAGAUCUUGAACCCACUUGUUUCCAAGGCACAACUUUCCCAAACUGUCCAGUCUCGGUUAGUUAGUUGUAAAAUUUUAGGAAAAAUGACCAACAAAUUUGAUGCCCAUACCAUUAAAAGAGAGAUACUUCCUCUGGUAAAAUCACUCUGUCAAGAUGUAGAAUAUGAAGUCCGGUCUUGUAUGUGUCGGCAGUUAGAGAACAUAGCUCAGGGCAUUGGGACAGAACUUACAAAAAGCGUGGUGCUCCCUGAACUAAUAGAACUCUCUAGGGAUGAAGGCAGCAGUGUGCGGCUUGCGGCUUUUGAAACUUUGGUUAAUCUGCUUGAUGUGUUUGAUGCAGAUGACAGAAGUCAAACUAUCCUUCCCUUAGUGAAAUCAUUUUGUGAAAAAUCUUUCAAAGCAGAUGAAUCAAUUCUUAUUUCCUUAUCUUUCCAUUUAGGAAAGCUAUGCCAUGGACUAUAUGGAAUUUUUACUCCAGAUCAGCACUUGAGAUUUUUGGAGUUUUAUAAGAAACUCUGUACGUUGGGUUUGCAACAGGAAAAUGGACACAAUGAAAAUCAGAUUCCACCCCAAAUCCUAGAGCAGGAGAAGAAAUAUAUUUCCGUACGGAAGAACUGCGCUUAUAACUUUCCGGCCAUGAUUGUUUUUGUUGAUCCUAAAAACUUCCACAUGGAACUCUAUUCUACAUUCUUCUGCCUUUGUCAUGACCCUGAAGUACCAGUCAGAUACACUAUUGCCAUUUGCUUUUAUGAAGUCUCUAAACUUCUGAAUUCUGGAGUAUAUUUAAUACAUAAAGAACUGAUAACAUUAUUACAGGAUGAAUCACUGGAGGUACUAGAUGCUCUUAUAGAUCAUCUUCCAGAAAUCCUUGAACUUAUGUCUACUGGCGGAGAAAGCAGUGUUCAAGAAAAUAAGUUGUCGUCUCUGCCUGACUUGAUCCCAGCACUCACAGCUGCUGAGCAGCGAGCCGCGGCCUCCUUGAAAUGGAGAACUCACGAGAAGCUACUGCAGAAAUAUGCCUGCCUGCCCCACAUCAUAUCUAGCGAUCAGAUUUAUUAUCGUUUCUUGCAAAGAAUGUUCACGAUCGUGAUGACAAAUAACGUCUUACCUGUCCAAAAGGCAGCUUCACGAACUCUAUGCAUUUUUCUACGUUAUAAUCGUAAACAAGAACAGAGGCACGAAGUCAUUCAAAAAUUAAUUGAACAACUGGGCCAAGGAAAAAGUUAUUGGAAUAGACUUCGAUUUUUGGAUACCUGUGAAUUUAUUAUAGAGAUCUUUUCCAAAUCAUUUUUUUGUAAAUAUUUCUUUCUACCUGCUAUUGAACUGACACACGAUCCAGUGGCAAAUGUGAGAAUGAAACUUUGCUACUUGUUGCCCAAAGUGAAAUCUACUCUGAAGAUCCCUGCAGAUAAGCAUCUACUUCAGCAGUUAGAAAUGUGUGUGCGGAAACUCCUCUGUCAAGAAAAGGAUAAAGAUGUUCUGGCUAUUGUAAAAAGAACCGUGUUGGAGCUGGACAGAAUGGAAAUGUCGAUGGAUGCGUUUCAGAAAAAGUUUUAUGAAAAAGAUUUGUUGGAUCAAGAGAAAGAAAGAGAAGAACUCCUUCUUAUGGAAAUGGAACAGUUAGAGAAAGAGAAGCAACAGAGCAAUGGGAGGCCCGUGAGUGAGAAAAGCUUUGAAAAGAAACGUAGAGACGCCAAGACACCAACAUCCCUGCCCAAGAGCAUCCCCAUCUCUGUUCCUGGACCUUCUGGAACCAGCACCCCAUCGACAAGCAAAGAAAUCAAGAAAUCCAAACUGAUCCGAAGCCAGUCUUUUAAUAAUCAAGCUUUUCAUGCGAAAUAUGGCAACUUGGACAAGUGUGCUAGCAAAAGUUCUACAGGAGGAUAUACCCCUUCCGUCUCAGGGUUAGGAAAGACUUCUGUGGUUUCAUUAACUGACGACUCCUUCCGCACCCGUAAUGCUGGUAGCGCCGCAGCCACCUUUCCUCCCACCCCUGCCCUGCCUGGCACCUCCCGUGGGUCCAGUAACUCCGUUGAUCCCAAGAGCAGUGGAAGUAAAGACCCACAGCCACGAAAGGCCACCUUAAAAUCGAGAAAAUCCAAUCCUUAAAUCAUCUGCUUGAUGAAGAAGGCAAAAGAAAGACAACUGGAGAUGAUGUGAUUGAUGGACAAAAGCUAAAGCAAUGGCUGGGGUGUUGGGUUUUUUGUUUUGGUUUUUUGUGUUUUUUUU